Messenger RNA from Chaetomium fimeti, 1290 nucleotides. Its product is annotated as nucleotide-diphospho-sugar transferase. Gene Ontology annotation, molecular function: alpha-1,6-mannosyltransferase activity. Bases 76 to 1065 code for a protein of 329 amino acids. The record is from RefSeq and is a predicted model, not a curated record. The transcript has a single exon. Gene Ontology annotation, cellular component: mannan polymerase complex. Lineage: Eukaryota; Fungi; Ascomycota; Sordariomycetes; Sordariales; Chaetomiaceae. Gene Ontology annotation, biological process: protein N-linked glycosylation.
ACGUUUUUUACUUUUUAUCUCUACUUUCAUACGUUACCCCUUUUCUAAAUCCCCCAUCAGAAUUCCUCUCCCAUAAUGCUGCCGCACGCCUAUCACCGAUACUUUCUGUGGAUAGCCAUCGCCGCCACCUUCUGUCUCCUCGCCUCCCAGUUGACUUCGGUGCACCGCCGACAGCCAAAGCAAAACCCAGCAUCAGCAGCAGAAACAGCGGAAAGCCUUGUCGAAACAACCGCCCUCCGCCCACCACCAGCCUCCGAAAUCCCCAUCCCGCGCCAAAUAUGGCAGAUCUUCUUCGCCCCGCCAGGCAUCAAGACGCUUGACAAAGGCGGCACCUACGCCUCUGACUGGAUAUCGAUGGCCCCGGGCUACGGAUACACUCUGAUGGGCGACGAGGACGCCACCGCGUUCGUCGACAGCAGCUUCGCAUCCUCCCGCCCGGACAUCACCGCCACGUUCCACUCCCUCAGAAACCCGGCCCAAAAAUCUGACCUCUUGCGCUACCUCCUACUAUGGCACCGCGGCGGCAUCUACAGCGACAUGGACACGCGGCCGCUCGUUCCGGUGGAGGAGUGGCUGCCGCCCGCCAAACGGCGCGAGGUCGGCUUGGUGGUCGCGCUGGAGUGGGACGUGGCGCGGGACGGGUACUGGGACGAGAACACGCGCGACGUGCAGUUCUGCCAGUGGACCAUCGCGGCCGCGCCGGGGCAUCCCGUGCUGGGGGGGAUGGUCAACCACACGAUCGCGGCGCUGCACGACGUCGCGCGGCAGCAGGGCAAGGCGCUGGACGAGGCCGACUUCUCGGAUCUGCAGGUCUUGAACUCGACGGGUCCUAUGGCGUGGUCGGAUGUCGUGUUCGACGAGAUCAGGCGGCGGGAUCCGCUAGUGGAGGAGUUGAAUGAUUUGAUGGACCUCCGGUCGCCGAAAUAUGCCGGGGAUCUUGUUGUGCUGCCGGUGGAGAGCUUCCGGGCCGAAUCCUCGGAUGAAUGGGGCCUUAAUGGCUGGCGCAAGAAUCGCAGGGCGCUUGUGCGACAUUAUUACAAGGGUGCGUGGAAGGCGCAGGGUUAGAGGGGGUCGUCGAAGGCGCCGCCACGACAUUUAUCGAUAGAUUAUGAUCCAAGACUUGUAUUUACGUUAGCCUAUUAGUAUUAGUUUGAGUAGAGCACAGUAGCGGGGUUAGGGAGUUCGGGUAUAAUAACUUCGAAGACAUAAAGUCUUCAAGGCACGGGCGAGUAGAUGUAAUUAGUGAGUGGCAGAAAAGACAUACUCCGAACAAAAGACGAGCUAUUUACA